AUGACGGUAGUUGAGGAUCAGUUUUCACGUAUUAGUAUCAAUAAGUCACCGAGAAGAAAGAAGAUAUAUGGGCAACAUGCAGACAUAAAUUAUGAACCGGUGCUGUGUGAGAGCUCUCUAAAAACGCCGGUUCGGCUCUAUGAUCAAGCUCCUGCAUCGAAAAGUACGAUAAAAUCUCAUAGAACUGAAAAUUGCAAUAUUUGUCCCAUGUCGGAUCAAUCUAAUUCCAAAAAGACUUACCAAUUUUCAUUUAUGAAAGAAACAACAUCGUCGAUCCAGAAACGGCAAAACUUGAAUCCUUUCUUAUGCGAUUCUUAUAACAGUCCGCUCGCAAGGACGACUUCGUCUACAUCAUCGACUAGAAAGAGACUUGAAUAUUCCAGACAAUUAUCCUAUAAUUUACGAACUAGGCGACACAUAUCGCUCAAUGCCGCAACUCCAAGCACCAAGGUACCCUGUGAUAUUACAAAUAUCUCUGGCUCCAUUGAGACGACUAUCGAUAAAUCCUUGAGAAAUGCUAGUUAUGUGCCCACUAGAAAGGAAAAGGAAAAGGAGAAGGAGAAGGAGAAGGAAAAGGAGAAGGAAAAGGAGAAGGAAAAGGAGAAGGAGAAGGAGAAGGAGAAGGAGAAGGAGAAGGAGAAGGAGAAGGAGGAAGAAGAGGAAGACAAUGAAUUAUCACCUUCUAAAGCGAAGCGGAUCGUGACCCAGCGUCCUUCUUUAAAUUUGCCGCCUGCUAAUGUAUUUAAUAGAUUAUACACACCUUCACAACAGCAACAAACCGGGAAUAACAUAUCUACACAAGUUGCGCCCCUCAAGACAUCAAGAAGGUCAGCUAGUCGGCCGAAAAUAGACUCAAUUUUGCAUCUUUACAACUUGCUAUACAAACGCAACCCCAGAUUAUUUGCUCAUUCUAUCAUCACUUCCGAGGCCCCAACUAGUUCUCACCGAGCACCUUUAGAAAUCAAAGAUCUAUCUUUCCAAGCUUUAAAUGUUUACGAACGAGGUGAACUAAUGCGCAAAAACAAUCUAUAUUACGUGCCAUUGAACUUCUCGAGAAACGUGAAUAUGAAAAGUUUUGGAGAUAACUUUGGCUUUGAUGAUAGGGAUGGGAACUACAAAGUCAUGCCCAAGGACCAUAUCAAUUACCGAUACCAAGUUAUAGAAAGUAUUGGCAAUGGUUCGUUCGGAAAGGUGAUUUUAGCUCAAGAUCACAAGUUUGUAGGGAAAAACCUUUUGGCAAUUAAAGUUAUAAACAACAACUUCAAUUCAUCAAUACAGUCCAUUAAUGAGAUUAAGGUAUUGAAAUAUAUUAAGGAGCGCAACGGGCACCCCAACAUUAUCAAUUUCUAUAAUCAUUUCAAUUUCAGAAGCCACAUUUGUAUAACAACAGAACUAUUAUCGCUCAAUCUAUAUUCACUACUUGAAAUUACUAAUUUCCAAGGAUUUUCUGCGGAUUUAGUGAGACAGUUUGCCAAACAAAUGCUCAAUGGUUUAUCGUUCCUCCAUAGCUUGAAAAUAUUGCAUUGUGACCUCAAGCCUGAAAAUAUCAUGCUAAAACUCCCAUCAGAUCCAACAAGCCAGGAGCUUAUAGUCAAGCUAAUCGAUUUUGGCUCUGCUUGUUUUGACGAUGAGAAGGCAUUCACAUAUAUUCAAUCACGAUUCUACCGCGCACCUGAGGUAAUCAUUGGUGCAGCAUAUGACAACAAAAUUGACAUUUGGUCGUUUGGCUGUGUUCUUGCCGAAUUAUUCACCGGUGUACCCUUGCUACCAGGUAAAAAUGAAAUCGAUCAAAUUGGGUUAACUUUGGAAAUUUUUGGGGUGCCAAAAUCUUCAACUAUAUUAAGGUUGAGAUCACAGUUAUCCAAAUCCUUGUUUCAACAAAACACAAAGAGAAUCGAAAAUGGAUGUAAACCACAAUUGCCAAAUGCAAAACAAGUUAAAAAAGCAUUACUUUAUAGAAUUUUUGAUCUUGAUGGGAAGAUUAACUUGACUUGCUUGAAUAAUUAUAAAGCGUUAACCAACAACGUUCCAUCUGCUGCUGCUGCUGCUGCUGCUGCUGUUGUUACUACCACAACGACCGCAACUGUCAAGAAACAAGUCAGGUUAAAUUCAAAAAAUUUAGAGAUGUGUUUGGCAAUCAACAAUUCCACAUGUGGCUCCUCGAUCGGCAGGGCACUAUUUGUAAAAUUUUUACAAAGAAUCUUUGUCUGGGAUCCUCUCGAGAGAUCUAGUGCCGAGGAUUUGUUGAAAGACUCUUUUUUGUCAGGCACUUGA
Messenger RNA from Lodderomyces oxycetoniae, 2274 nucleotides. RefSeq lists its product as uncharacterized. Gene Ontology annotation, molecular function: ATP binding; protein serine/threonine kinase activity. Gene Ontology annotation, cellular component: cytoskeleton; cytoplasm. The coding region runs from base 1 to 2274 and encodes 757 amino acids. The transcript has a single exon. Gene Ontology annotation, biological process: peptidyl-threonine phosphorylation; peptidyl-serine phosphorylation. Lineage: Eukaryota; Fungi; Ascomycota; Pichiomycetes; Serinales; Debaryomycetaceae. The record is from RefSeq and is a predicted model, not a curated record.